AUGGCGGAACUUCAACAAACACCAUUAGAAAAUUCGGUAGCCACUUCUUCAAAGGCUGAACAACCUAUGGUUGAACAACCUGUGAUGGUUAACCAACAUUCCUUAAUACAAGCUUUAACUUAUCUUCGUUCCGAACUAGAAAAAGUACAAAAUGAAAAGAAUGAAUUGGUAAAAGAACGAGUUACUUUAUUAGAACAGCUAGAAUUUGAAAGGAAUAAAAGUAAUAGUUCUAGAACUAGUGUAGAUACUACAAUAGACACUAAAGAAGACUAUGCGAGUCUACAAAGUAACA
Messenger RNA from Racocetra fulgida, 292 nucleotides. The record is from the annotation of a GenBank genome assembly. NCBI's taxonomy places the organism in Eukaryota, Fungi, Glomeromycota, Glomeromycetes, Diversisporales, Gigasporaceae.